AUGUAAUAUAAUUCAAAGAAAAACGCUAUAUUAGGGAUCAUACUCUUUUCAAUUUACAUAAUAAUAGAUUUAUUGAUUGAUGAGACAUUACUUUAAUACACAUACAAAUUGAUAUUUUAUUUGAAGAAUCCAAUCUUUAUUGAAACUAGCUAUAUGAUAAAAUCUUCUUCAUUAUUGUUAUGUGAAAUAAUAUUACUUUACUUAUAUCUGAGUUUCAAUAAAAAAUUAGAUGUGCUUUUAUUAAUAUUAUUCAGCUGUGUUUUAACAGGAACACAUGCGUUUUUAAAAGAAAUUUAUAAUGAAGGUAGACCUUAUAUGUUAAAUUCUGAUGUUAAAACGUAGUUAUAUCCUAUUAAAUUAGUUUAGAAUGUAUUGCUGAAUUAGGAAAACCUUCAGGUCAUGCUAUUUGUAUAGUUUCGUAUAUGAUUUCAAUCUAUUUUGCUGAUUAUUUUGAAAACGAAGUAGAAACUAAAGUAGAGAAAAGAAUAGAAAGGAAAGUAGAAAUGAAGUUUCCACUUUUGAAGGCAAUUCUAUAUAGUAUAAUAGCUUUGAUAGUUUGUUUAUCGAGAGUAGUUUUAGGAGUACACUCUCUUGGAUAAGUUAUAUAUGGAAUAGUAUUUACUAUUUGUAUGUAUAUGAUUUACUUGGGUGUGAUACAUAAAAUUAUGAAAAAGUAAUAACAACAUAAAAUAAAUUUAGAUUCAUUAAUAAACAUAUCAAAUUUGUUAGUCAUAAAUUAACAUUGUUUACAGCUUGUUUAUUUUUAGUAUUUUUAACACUAUCUUUAUCAGCAGAUUUAUAUUCUAGAAAUUAGUUUGCAAAGAAUCCAGAAUUAUAUUAUAAAUUUAUGGAUGCAGUUUAAAAAUGUAGAGAAAAUAAUGGAUUAGAAAAAUUAAAUGAUGAGUUUGGAUUCAUACUUUAAAGAUAAACAUCUCAUUCUUAUGGAUAUUAUUUUAUAGUAAUAGGAGCAUUAUUAGGUAUGUCGAAAUAUAUACUUUUUAGGAUUCGUUGUUUUUAGAGGUGCUUAUGAAGAAGGAUUAUAUGAAACAUAAGCGAAAUUAAGAACUAGAUUGACUUUGUUUAUUAGAAUUAUGAUUUUCUACUUAAUGGUAUUUUUAAUAUAGUAUGGAAUGGAUUACUAUGAACCAGAAUAAUAUGAAUCAUAUCUAUUAAUGAUUGUAGUUGGUCAUAUAAUCUUUGGUUUCUCUGUAACUUUAAUCUACCCAAUGUUAAUGUAUAUAUUGGGAUGGGAAAUUUACGGUAGUAUGCAAUGUGUUAAUAAAUCUAAUUUAUUAACAGAAUAUUCUAACAUAUGGGAAUAUGAUAGUUUAAUUUCAGAAUGA
Molecule: messenger RNA, 1343 nt
Organism: Paramecium sonneborni
Lineage: Eukaryota; Ciliophora; Oligohymenophorea; Peniculida; Parameciidae
Source: the annotation of a GenBank genome assembly